AGGUCUGACAGCUGAUCUUCCGGUAUCUUCCCAUCUUGUCAGCUCGACCCGCCCAUCCAGCGGGAACACACUUCUCCUUCUGCUCUCUGUCCGCUGGAAGUUUGGGCGUUUUCUCUCCCGUUGCUCCGUUCUCAUCUCACUUACCGGACAUUUCCCCGGGAAACAACAGAGCACCGGUUCCCGUGCGGUCGUUAUUAAGCUUCUCUCCGGAGAGACGGAGUUUCCAAACGGACCGUAAACUCCGCCGACAGCCUCCAUGCUGCUGCCCGCACAGGCUGUGCGACGGCAGCUGAUUUGGGAUCAGAUGAUCUGGUAGCUGCAGGACUAAUGAAGUGAUGAAGCUGCCCGGUGCUCUCUACUGCCCCCUGUAGUUCCUCUGAGUGAUGAAGCUGCCCGGCGCUCUCUACUGCCCCCUGUGGUUCCUCCUGCUGCUGGCAGCCGGAUCUCUGCUGCUGCUCGUCCGCCUGCAGGAUCUCACCGACACCCCAGGUGUGAAUGUGCUGGUGGCUCCCAGGUGGCCUGUAGACAAGGACGACGUGGAGACAGUCUCGUCUGCGUCUCUGCCGGAGCUCCAAGACUUCAAACCGCCGGUCACCAAACGCCACAGGAAGCUGCUCCUGCAGACCCCUAACCCAUCCGCCGCCGAGGAACGCCACGGGAAGCUGCUCCUGCAGACCCCUAACCCGGCCGCCGCCGAGGAACGCCACGGGAAGCUGCUCCUGCAGACCCCUAACCCGGCCGCCGCCGUGGGCGGAGAUGGAGCGGAGGAACAGCGCCGGCAGCAGCUGGCAGAGACGCAGGCGUCCCGCCGGCGCCGGCUGAACGACGUCUGCGCCAUAUACCAGCCGGGCGCCAGCGAGCAGCGCGUCUCCCGCCGUCAGGUGUCCCGGGUCUACGUCGAGGACCGGUCCCGGCUGCUGUACUGCGAGGUUCCUAAAGCCGGCUGCUCUAACUGGAAGCGCGUGCUGAUGGUUCUGGGAGGGAAGGCCGCGUCCACAUGGGACAUCCCCCACGACGCGGCGCACGGCGCCAACCGUCUGCGGCGGCUGGACAGCUACGACGCGGCCGGCAUCACCGAGCGCCUGCGCUCCUACACCAAGGUGCUGUUCGUGCGGGAGCCCUUCGAGCGCCUGGUGUCGGCGUUCCGGGACAAGUUCGAGAGCCCCAACUCGUACUACCACCCGGUGUUCGGACGCGCCAUCAUCGCCAGGUACCGGGCCAACGCCUCGCUAGGCGCCCUGCGUAGCGGCGCUGGUGUCUCCUUCCCGGAGUUCGUGCGCUACCUGCUGGACGUGCGGCGGCCGGUGGGGAUGGACAUCCAUUGGACGCCCGUCAGCCAGCUGUGCAGCCCCUGUCUGCUGCGCUACAGCUUCAUCGGGAAGCUGGAGAGUCUGGAGGCGGACGCCAACUUCCUGCUACGCAGCGUGGGUGCACCCAGGAACCUCACCUUCCCCAACUUUAAAGACAGAAACCCGCGAGCGGAGAGGACGUCAGCCACCAUCACGCAGGUGUACUUCUCUCAGCUCAGCGCCGCCGAGAGGCAGAAAGUCUUUGACUUCUUCUACAUGGAUUACCUGAUGUUCCAGUACAACAAACCCUUCUCAGACCUCACCUGAGAACACCUGAGAACACUGCUUUUUACGCUCUUUUAAUCACUUUUUUUAGUCACUUUGAUCGCUUUUUUUCUAAGCUUUAAAGGAAUGAAAAUGAGAAACUUUUGGUGGACCCUAACGGCCCUGACACACCAACCCGACAGCCGACCGUCAGGAGGAAAGUCAGAUCCCUUGUUGGUCCAAAAAGUGCCUCGGAACAGAC
Molecule: messenger RNA, 1815 nt
Organism: Sander lucioperca (pikeperch)
Lineage: Eukaryota; Metazoa; Chordata; Actinopteri; Perciformes; Percidae
Product: carbohydrate sulfotransferase 8-like
Exons: 6
Coding region: 384-1616 (410 amino acids)
Biological process (GO): carbohydrate biosynthetic process; proteoglycan biosynthetic process
Cellular component (GO): membrane
Molecular function (GO): sulfotransferase activity
Source: RefSeq, a predicted model, not a curated record